Messenger RNA from Rhipicephalus sanguineus (brown dog tick), 756 nucleotides. RefSeq names its product multiple coagulation factor deficiency protein 2 homolog. Gene Ontology annotation, molecular function: calcium ion binding. The transcript has 4 exons. Bases 166 to 672 code for a protein of 168 amino acids. NCBI's taxonomy places the organism in Eukaryota, Metazoa, Arthropoda, Arachnida, Ixodida, Ixodidae. The record is from RefSeq and is a predicted model, not a curated record.
AUUCGCCUUGUAACCCGAUAUGACGUAACGUCCACGUCACUUGGCAGACGCGCAUUGCACGCAUUGCUUCCGCAGCACCCAGAGAAAGAAGUACCACUUGAAAGUUUGCUGAAGAAGUAUAGCGCCUGGGCUAUAUCGUGCCUGUGUCUACCGCUGUGUUCGUGUAUGGGUUCUCACAUGUGUCGUCGGCGUGUCGUCGUAAGGAAGGCACCUGCUGAAAGCCUGGACUGCACCUGGUUGCUGCGUUGCGCCGCGCUACUGACUUACACGUGGGUCGUGGUUGCACACGUCGACUCAACGUACCAACACGCCCCUAAACCGUCGAGCGCGGCGGCGGCCGAACUCCAUCUCAAAUGGUCUGCAGCGGAGGUGGUUCGAGAUCUAGAGCACAUUAAACAAGACGUGGCGAAAAUGCUUCAUCUUCAGAGCACCGGAGAACUGUCCCCGGAAGAAGUGUACUUUUAUUAUUUCAGGAUGCACGACUUCGACGAAAAUAAUUUGCUGGACGGCCAUGAGUUGAAGGUCGCCAUGUUGCACACCAUCGCCCACCAACCUGGCGGGGAGACCUCUGUGCCCGAAGAAGCGAUCGCAGGUUACGUGGAUGCCGCCUUGAAGUCGGAUGCAAACCAGGACGGCUUCAUUUCGUACCCGGAAAUCAGGGCAGCUAUGUAAUCAUAUGGACAAGUCCCUCACUCGCGAACCGAAGCAUCGUCAUUCAUUAGCAAUGUCAAUAAAUACUCCAUUUAAUCUCCGGAA